This is a messenger RNA of Lasiodiplodia theobromae, 864 nucleotides long. Its product is annotated as Heterokaryon incompatibility protein. NCBI's taxonomy places the organism in Eukaryota, Fungi, Ascomycota, Dothideomycetes, Botryosphaeriales, Botryosphaeriaceae. The transcript has a single exon. The record is from RefSeq and is a predicted model, not a curated record. Bases 1 to 864 code for a protein of 287 amino acids.
AUGGACAAGCCUGGGGACUCCCGCGAAAUCAUCGGGCGUUACUGGACCGGCAGCCAGUACCACAUCAGCCACAGGCAUUUCACUGCACCGACAGACCGUCUUCCUGCCAUCUCCUCUCUCGCUGAACUCGUGAGCAAGGCGGCCGGGGAUGAAUACAUUGCAGGGCUAUUCCGCUCCGACCUCCAUCGCGGCCUCACGUGGAACAAAAAGACGAAAGACAAAUGUGAAGGAUUCGAGGAUCAUCUUGACAAAUCCUUUUUCCGCCACGGAAAGGAAUUUUACAAGUCCCGUUUUCGCGAUGGAGAGGAGCCAAAAGACUGUUACGUUGCUCCUUCGUGGAGCUGGGUAUCAACGCCUUCAUCUUCGUACUCUUGGCGUGCCUGGGGCAUCCCUACUAUCAUCGACGCUGACUGCGAUAUCGAUGCCAAAGUCCAACUCGAAAACGAAGAUAAUCCUUUUGGCCGGGUCAAGUCUGGUCACAUUGUUCUCACCUCGAAAGCUUACCACUCCGACUCGAUGCGUCUCUGCAUGCAAGAAGAGAAGCUUAGGCUGAAAGACAAUGCGGGACUUGAGGCUGAUGUGGAUCUUGAUUGGGCACUACAGCUGGGUUCAGAUGAGAACCUCCUGAUCUCGGACUGUUGCUGGGAUGAAAACCAUCCGCUGUGGAAGUCCCGGGGACCUCUGAGUGGCAUGCACCUGGUACCACUAAUUCAAGAGGAAGACGGCCGCGAGACUAUUGGUCUGAUCGUCAUCCCAUUCCCCAAUCAAACGGAUGAAUCUUACAUGAGAGCUGGAAUCUUCACGUCAAAGGGGACGUGGAAUCCUUCUGAAGACUGCCCUCGGAAAAGCCUUCAGGUUUCCUAA